Molecule: messenger RNA, 537 nt
Organism: Nelumbo nucifera (sacred lotus)
Lineage: Eukaryota; Viridiplantae; Streptophyta; Magnoliopsida; Proteales; Nelumbonaceae
Source: RefSeq, a predicted model, not a curated record
AUGAUCAGACAGAAGGAAGCUGGCCACCAUGUCCGAAUGCUGACGCAAGAGAUUCGGAAGUCAUUGGAUAGGCAUACCAUCUUGUAUACCACUCUGGUUGAGCUAUCUAAUACUUUGGGACUGCGGAACUGUUGCGGGUGUCAAACUUCAAAUACCAUCUUGAGCUAUCUAAUACCACUCUGGUUGAGCUAUCUAAUACCAUCUUGUAUACCCAAUGAGAUCAGAACAGAGAUGAACUUGACCCACGAGUUGAUAGGGAGGAGUUCUCGUCCUACCGUCCUCAUAAAUGAUCCAGAUAUAAGGGAGAUUAAGGAUUACAAGGAAGUGAAGAUCUUGAUGCCGGGCUCAGCUCUCGGUCUUGCAAGCAGCGGUGGUUCUAGUGAGCCGGGUGCGGUGGCUGCAAUACGGAUGCCCAUGUUGCGGGUGUCAAACUUCAAAGGAGGAACACCUGAGUUAAUACAGCAAUGUUAUGCACUACUAGUUUUGUUCUUCCAGCAUCUGAUAUUAGAAUUUGGAGUGACAAUGAAUCGGAGAUAA